AUGGACGUCGACUCUGUGUCACUGUCCCCGUCCUCCAGACUUUCGGUGGUUUGUUCGGCGUCCGCAGAAUUCUCAUCGAGCUGUUCGGACUCGUCGCACUUUUCAGAAGGAUCUCCCCCCGAAUCUAGAAGGUUGCUCACAUCACUUUUUCAGUAAACUCACAUUUGAAUUUGAGAAAUUCUGUUAACGAAAGUGUAAUCAAAGAUGAGCACUAUUGGGAAAGAAGAAGAAGAAACAAUGACGCUUCGAGGAGGAGCCGAGAGAAACGGAGAAUGAACGAUUUGGCAAUGGAAGAGAAGAUUAUGCAGCUCUCCGCUGAAAAUGAACGGCUCAAAUCACAACUCGAGAACCGAGAGCCGCCUACUGCUCCGCCAGCAGCAGAACCUCCUGCGUCGAGCCUGGUCAUCCCGAGUGUUGCGAAGAACCUGUUCCCAUCCGGACCGGUGCCUUCUCUCCAGGCGAGCUCCAUGCUCUCCGUGCCCAUCCUUCAGGCAGCUCCUCACUUUCCCUCGAUGCUCCAGUUGUGUUCAUUACAACCGACCUCAAUCCAGUCGCCGGUAGGUCAAUUGAUGGGAGCGAUGACAGCUGAAUGCGUGACCCAGAAAGACAGAUGUCCCAAACGAUCCUUUAUUCAGAUAUACGCGAGCACUCAACCGGCUUCCACCUCCACUCAGACACUCUUCUCCUCCUCCACUUCUUCCGCAUUUCACCCGUUCCGUCCGUCUGAAGGUGCCCAACAGAGCCAUCCGAUCCAGUCGAGCAGUGUAAUCAUGAAAGUGGAGAGAAGGAGUCCGGACUCGUCCACUGAUCUUCAUCUCCCUCAGCCACAGCUCCAGCCGGGAACGAAUGUCAUCCAGCAGAGUAAGUUAUUUGUCAGUUUUGAGUAUCAUUCUGAUCUGGUCCCUUUCAGUCGGUCAGCCAGCCCAUUCCCCUGCUCCCCAGCCCAUCCAAAUGCAGCCUGUUGCUCAGCAAGGACCAUCUCUUCUCUCGGCCCUUCUUUCGCAGAGAAGACCAUCUCCAACUGUUCCUCAAAGCCGAACCGAGCACAUCUCGGGCCUCAAUUCCCCUCCAAGACAUACUGGAAAUAAGAGCGACUGCGAGAGUGUCUCUUCCUCCGCCUCUUUCUCCCCGUCUCACUCAUCCGAAGAUCACUCCAACUACUCGAACAAAUCUGUAAGUAUUCUGAAUCUUGUCUGCAAGUGAGCUAAUUAAUUGAUUUGCAGCCGCAAUACGUAGAUCGUCGUCGUCGAACAAUGAAGCCGCGAAGAGGUGUCGUGCAAACAGAAGAGCAGUCUUCGAGUACAGAUCCCGACGGGUACAGGUUCGUUCAUUCUUCUGUCCAAUGCUCAGUCCCUCAUGUCCUUUCUUGCAGCUUCUGGAAGGUGAAAACGAGGAGUUGCGCACGCAAAUCGACACGCUCAAAGCGGAAAUCGCCCAUUUCAAAGCGAUUCUGGCGCAGAGAGCAUCGGUGGUCACCGCCGUCCGACCAUGAUUUGCGCGCCGAACCCUUCCCAAUUUUCGAAUAA
Caenorhabditis sp. 36 PRJEB53466 is the source of this 1526-nucleotide messenger RNA. The record is from the annotation of a GenBank genome assembly. NCBI's taxonomy places the organism in Eukaryota, Metazoa, Nematoda, Chromadorea, Rhabditida, Rhabditidae.